Messenger RNA from Adineta steineri, 1503 nucleotides. NCBI's taxonomy places the organism in Eukaryota, Metazoa, Rotifera, Eurotatoria, Adinetida, Adinetidae. The record is from the annotation of a GenBank genome assembly.
AUGUGGCUCUCAAUUUUUAUCAUGAUAGUAUUUAUAUAUAUAGUUUAUCGUUUAUUGAAAUUUUGGAUAUAUAUUCCAUGGAGUAUUCACAGACAUCUUUGGGCCCAAGGAAUUCCUGGACAAUAUAGACCUGUCAUAGGUGAAAUUUUAAUGAUACGUCGUGCUAUUCUUGAUGAUGAUCCAAUGGCAUAUAAUAUUAAAAUGGCAAAUAAAUUUGGUAGUUAUUAUCAUGUAUCAUUUGGUCCUAUUGCACGUUUGGCUAUCAAUGAUCCAUUAUUAAUUCAAGGAGUCUUAAAAACAAAUGCUCGUGCAUAUCAUAAAUCAAAUUUAAUGCAACUUAUACUUGGUUCAUUAAUAGGUAAUGAAAAUCUUCUUAUGGCUGAAGAUAAUAUUCAUGCUCAACAUCGUCGACUUAUUUCACCAGCUUUCCAACAUCAAAAUAUCAAUUCUAUGACUUCACUGAUGGUUGAUAUAACAACUGAUCUUAUUAAUAAAUGGUCAUCAACGAUGAAUAAUGAAAAUAAUGUUUUAACUCUUGAUAUUCAUAAAGAAAUGGCACGUUUAACAUUAGAUAUUGUUACUGGAUGUGUAUUUGGAAGUGGGAUGAUGAAAAAUGAACAUAUUCGAGAAAUAAUUCAUGAAGGUGUAACAACAACACUUAAAGAUGUUGAAGAAAGAACAUUUAAUAUGAUUGGUAUUAUUCCAAUUAUUAAUCAAUUACCAUUACCAAGUAAAAGACGAAUUGAGAAAUCAAAACGAAAUGUUAAACAUGCUGUACAACAUAUUAUUGAUGAAAGAAAACGUGGUUUAACGAAAUCUGCAUGUAAAGGACCUGACCUACUUGAUUUACUUUUAUCUGCACAUGGUAAUGAUAAAACAAGUAAAUUUAGUGAUGAAGAACUUUUUCAAGAAGCAUUAACAUUUGUUCUUGCUGGUCAUGAAACAACUUCAACAUUAAUGACUUGGACAUUAUAUAAUUUAGCAAAUAAUCCUGAUGUAUGUCAUCGAUUAGAAGAAGAAAUUGAUUCUGUAUUAAAUGAUAAUGAAGAAAUAACAAUAUCAACAAUUUCUCUUUUAACUUAUACAGAAUGUGUAUUAAAAGAAUCUUUAAGACUUCAUCAACCAGCUGCAGCAUUAGUUCGUACAGCUGUUGAAGAUAAUACUUUAAUUGCUAGUGAUGGAAAACAUAUUCAUAUAAAAAAAGGAACAGAUAUUAUGAUUAAUUUAUAUAUGCUUCAUCAUUCAGAUAAAUAUUGGACUGAACCAUUUAAAUUUGAUCCAUCAAGAUUUGAUGAACGUCAUGUUGAUAUAUGGUUACCAUUUUCAAGCGGACCUCGUUCAUGUAUUGGACAAAAUUUUGCUAUGUUAGAAGCUAAAAUCAUGUUAGCAAUGAUUAUAAAACGAUUUCGUUUUCAACUUAUUCCUGGUCAAAAACAUGUUCCAGAUAUUGCUGUUACUCUUAGACCAAAAUAUGGAAUGUGGAUGAAAGUGUCAUCUCGUUAA